This is a messenger RNA of Oryzias latipes (Japanese medaka), 3563 nucleotides long. RefSeq names its product prickle homolog 2b (gene prickle2b). Gene Ontology annotation, molecular function: zinc ion binding. The record is from RefSeq and is a predicted model, not a curated record. Lineage: Eukaryota; Metazoa; Chordata; Actinopteri; Beloniformes; Adrianichthyidae.
AGCUGAAGACCGUGUUAUUCAGCUGCAGGAUCUGCUCCUGCUGCACGCCUUAGUUGGAGCUUUGCAGUGAAAGGAGUUACCUCUCUUUUUGGGGGACUGCCGGUUUUUCUGCUGAAAUCUUUCCAGUUUGGAUCCGUCAAUGAAUGCUGACGCGCUCUAAGUUGGCUGCACGUUUUUGUUUUUCCUAAACUCCUGUGCGUCUUUGGAGCGCAUGGGGAUUUGGACGGACGGGGUUAGAUGUAGCGGAGAGGUGUGGAUCAUCAUGCAGACUGGUGUGUUUUCGUGGCAACGGCGUGGAUGUGGAGUUUUGUGGCUGAUUCUGCAAUGAGGAGCGUGUUCUUUCAAAGCAGCAGCAGCAGCUCAAGCGCAGAAGUCGGAGCUGUACUUUCGCUCCGUUUGUAAGAAGAAAGAUUUGUGUGCACUGUAAGUGUCGCCGCGAGGAGCAUGCAGUGACAGCCAUGCCUGUAGAGAUGGAGAAGAUGGUCACCAAGCUGAUGUAUGACUUCCAGAGGAACUCCACCUCAGAUGACGACUCUGGCUGCGCCCUGGAGGAGUACGCUUGGGUUCCACCAGGACUUAAACCAGAACAGGUUCAUCAGUAUUAUAACAGCCUUCCUGAGGAUAAGGUGCCCUAUGUGAACAGUGCAGGAGAGAAAUAUCGCAUCAAACAGCUGCUCCAUCAGCUCCCACCCCACGACAAUGAGGUGCGAUACUGUAAUGGCCUGGAUGACGAGGAGAAGCGAGAACUUAAGCUCUUUAGCAACCAGAGGAAACAAGAGAACCUAGGACGCGGCAACGUCCGCCUCUUCCCGGUGACGAUGACAGGAGCCAUCUGUGAGCAGUGCGCAGGUCACAUCAACGGCGGCGACAUUGCUGUGUUUGCAUCUCGAGCUGGUCUUGGGGUGUGUUGGCACCCGGCCUGUUUCGUGUGCAGCAUGUGCAAGGAGCUUCUGGUGGAUCUCAUCUACUUUCACCAGGAUGGGAAAAUCUACUGUGGUCGCCAUCAUGCCGAGAGGUUGAAGCCACGAUGCACAGCCUGUGAUGAGAUCAUCUUUGCAGACGAGUGCACCGAGGCAGAGGGCCGGCACUGGCACAUGAAGCACUUCUGCUGUUUCGAGUGUGAGACAAUGCUGGGGGGCCAGCGCUACAUCAUGAAGGAGGGCCGACCCUACUGCUGCUCCUGCUUUGAGUCCCUGUAUGCGGAGUACUGUGACUCCUGCGGGGAGCAUAUUGGCAUUGAUCAAGGCCAGAUGACCUACGAUGGGCAACAUUGGCACGCCACGGAGGGCUGCUUCUGCUGCGCCCGCUGUAAACGCUCUUUGCUAGGACGACCCUUCCUGCCCAAGCAGGGUCAAAUCUUCUGCUCACGCUCCUGCAGCCUCGGGGAGGAACCCAACGGCUCGGACUCCUCGGACUCGGCCUUCCAGAGUGCACGCUCCACCAGGGAGUCCAGGCGCAGCUCCAAGACAGCAAAGGGCGGAGGCGGCGCUGGUGGGGUGCAAGCCGAGAGGUUUUCAGGGGAGGUUGACCCUCUGUCUUUACAAAUGGACCUCCUGAGCCUGUCCAGUCUGACUCGUGAACCGCCAGCUUGGCAGAACAAGGAGCAAGCAAGUGAGGGUCAUGGUUACGAAUCUCACCGGGACACCUCCUCCAGUCCCACUCCUCUCCAGCUCCUCAGUCAGUGCAAUGUUCGGAGCGCCUUUAACUCCUCCUGCUCUGGACAAAAUGGCCAAGAUCACAGGAUCAAGGAGAAUGGAGGUUUCAAACGGCCUCAUAUCUCUGCCACUAAGGGUCACUCUUUAAACGACAUGUGGUUUCAACAAGGAGCUCCAGAGGAGUACUAUCCUCCCAAACUAAGGACCCAGAAGAGCUAUACUGAGGUCUCCCAUUGCUCUCAGCAGCAGAACGGCUUCACCUCAGACAAGCGCUCAAUCAGCUUUCAUGGCUUUCAGAGGGGCAGAGAUGCUGGGCCUCCAACAGCUGUCCAAGUACCAAGAAGCAGGAACCCCAUUAAUGCACUUAGUUUCACCGAGCAGCUGACUCCGCUGGUGCAGACCCCGAAAGGAUCUACUGAGUCGCUGGCUCUGUUAAAUGCCACAGGAACCUCAGCAGAUCGUGGGGGAAAACACGAGGAGCACCUCUCUCAUUUCUCCAUGCCAGACCUGAGCAAAGACUCUGGAAUGAAAAGCAAUGUGGAGACUCUCAACUCCUCAGAGCAGCUUCGCAGCUCUGAAUCCAUCCACAGCCUCACUGCCAGUCAGUCCUACAUGGAAAUGAACCCCUCACGGUCCUCCCAGUACCAGAUGCAGUUCUGUGACCCCGACAGCAUGGGUGUGGGCAAAGCUGUGACUCAUCUUCCACCUAACUUCACCUACCAGGAAGAGGACCGGAUCAGCCUGGUGAACGCCAACGCAGCACGUCUGCCGCCCAUUAGCGAGUUCAAGGUGAGUGGCGCCGCAGGAAGGGGAGCGAGUGUUCGAAUUGACGCUCCAGAGACUCCACAGCGCCGCCGCCAUCACCAUCACCGCCCGCGAAGAUCCCGACGUUCUCGGUCAGAAAACGCUCUCAACUUGGUGGCCGAGCGGCGGGUCAGACCUCAGGAGAGAUCCCAGUUUCGUGUCCGUGAGGAUUAUGAUCGCUUCCCCCCGCCAAGAACCACCCGGGAUCAGUUUGGCAUCGGCGGAGGUGGGAGAUACCAGCCUCAGCUCUUCAGGCAGUGCCCCAGAACCACUUCAGAUUUGACUCUGCAAAACCCCGGGGCCAGCAGAGCCACUGGCUUGAGCCAAUACUCUUGGGACGAUUACUACGACGACGACUGGUGCUCCACUUGCUCCUCGUCCUCUGAAUCAGAGGACGAAGGUUACUUCUUGGGCGAGCCCAUUCCCAGACCUGUCCAGCUGCGCUACCUCAGCAAUCAAGAGCUGGUGCAGAAGUACAGCAGCAGCGGGGUGGGAGGAGCCAACCGCAGCGGGCAGAAAAGCAGUCGCAAACGCAGGAAAAGCAAAAACUGCAUAAUUUCUUAACCUCUUGGAGUACCCCAACAUCGAAAACUAAAACAAAUCAAGAAAAACAUUUCAGUGUCGUUGAUUGAUCACCUAAAAUUUAAAUCCUCUUUGAACUGCAGUCAGCAAACACUAAAACUGUGUUUGUCAGUUUGUUCACGUUGUCUUUUCUCCAGUGUGUUACGUUUCAGGCAUCAUUUUUUAGGCUUCUUUUAAAGGCUGUUUUCUUUAUUUUUAUGCAGCACAUAAGUGUACAACACAUUUGGUUGUUUUUUUGCUGUCUUACAUUUUCAGUGUGAUUUAGAGUGUAAUGUUCUAUUGAAAUCAGUUGACAACAUGUACAUAGAUGAAUGAAGUAAUGAUUUUACUUAAGUUAAGGAAGAAGGUGUAAAUAAAGUUGUAAAUGAGCCUCACAUAUUUUUAUAUUUUGUAUGGAUAGAACCGUUUAUGUAAUAAAUAUCUAUAAUGUAGAGAUAGAGGUUAAAUACACGAAUGGAAGCGUAUGUUAUCUGACCGACCUGGAACUGCAUUUGGAAUAAAGGGGUGAUGUAGUGAUUUUGA